CCACCUCGUCUCGACACUCUAUAUACGGCCCGAUCGUAUUGACCACGCGCUCUCACAGCCAGCAUAGCCUCCCGCUGGCCAAUCGACCCUACGGCCUCCCUGCCGCCAGUUCGUGUCGCCACCUUCUGUGUAAUAACCGCCAUGAGUGACACCAUUUGCUGAGCUCGCUCGCGCCGAUCCCGAGGACCGAAAUCCGCGUCCCUCUCCAACCGCGAUCCGAACCAUGCCCACUCUCCAGAUCACGCCCGACGCUCUCGACCGCCUCCAAGAUGUUGCUGACAUCCUCGCCAAGUCGCGCAAGGUCGUCAUCAUUACCGGUGCCGGCAUUAGCACCAACUCGGGAAUCCCCGACUUUCGCUCCGAAAACGGUCUAUACUCCCUCAUUCAAGAUCAGUUUGAGCGUGCAGAAGCCAAUGCUACUACCGGCAUAAAUAAGGACGAGGACGAGGACGAGGACAUUCCAGCCUUUCCUCCCUCCACCAAGGCAGCAGUCGACAGUAUUGGGCGUCCCAUGAAACGCAGGAGGACGUCCGGGCCGGACAAUUCUACGUCACCAGCUUUGCUUGCCUCAUUCCCACUUCCGGUCCUACCAACGCAAUCGAUCGUCGAGAAACCACCCUCUGCGAGCAUGAGUCCCGCUUCAUACCUGGAGCAGCCUUCCACGCAGGAAGAAGUUGUCGCCCCGAUGCCAUCACAAGAAGAUUCUCUUCGACGGGUGACGCGAUCGCAGGCGACUGCGUUGCGGCCCACCCUUCCUCGGCAUUUGACACAGCAUUCUGUCGACUCAUCAACGAGCCACGACUCUUUCUUCUCAGACCAGCCAACUUCCUGCGAGUCUCCGCAGACGGAUACGUCGAUCUUGCUGAACAGCAGCCAGACAAGUUCCCACACACAAACCAAAACCCCGAGGCACCCUACACCUCGGCUCCUUACUAGCUCGUCACCGCUUUCCUCUCCACCAUCAGACCCAUUCGACCCAUACGAAAAUGCCCACUCUUCGACAGAGAACAGUUCUCAUGAGGAUUCUGAUUGUUCGGAUACUUCCGAAUCUGAUGAUACCCAGCAGUCGCUUGACCUCUUUUCCUCCCAAGCGUCAACUUCGAAUCUCAGAAAUAUGAAGGGUAGAGACUUGUUUGACUGCAAUAUAUGGGCUGACCCACUGAAGACUUCAGUUUUUUACAGAUUCGCCACGUCAUUGAGACAACGGGUCAAAGAAGUCGAGCCCACCAUAACACAUCGCUUCAUCGCACAGAUGAGAGAUAUCGGAAAGCUCGCUCGCGUCUACACUCAGAACAUUGAUGAAAUCGAGAAGAAGAUCGGUCUCUCGACUGAUCUCAAGCAUGGAUACGGCAGUAAGAAGAGAAAGUCGAUCAAGCAGUACCUCCCGGAAUCCCCAGUGAAGGAAGAGGCUACACAGCAACCUAAUGAGGCUGCCACUACAAACGCCGUGGAUGUGAUACAAACUUCGCCACGAUCAGGAGAUGCGGCGCCAACGCAAACUAAACCUCGCCCCAGCCUUGGCUCCGACAAGGGUGUUGAGUGUGUGUUCCUUCAUGGGUCUCUUCAUUCUCUGCGCUGUUUUGUGUGCGGAAAACUCUGCGAUUGGGACGAAGACGGUCGGGAAUCGUGUACCUUGUUGGGAGAGCAGCCAGAGUGCCCUCACUGUGCUGGGGCAACUGCGGCUCGUCAGGAGAAGGGGAAAAGAGCCCUCGGAGUUGGCAAGCUUCGCCCAGACAUUGUCUUAUAUGGCGAAGAACAUCCCCAAUCUGAUCUUAUAUCCCCGAUCGUGCAGCAUGACCUUGCUACAGGCCCAGACCUGCUACUGGUGCUUGGCACGAGUCUACGUGUACACGGCUUGAAGGUCAUGGUCAAGGAAUUCGCGAAAGCGGUACACAAGAAAGGUGGCAAGGUCGUCUUCAUCAACUUCACCAAGCCCUCUGAAAGUGUCUGGGGAGAUGUUCUGGACUAUUGGAUCGAAUGGGACUGCGAUGCCUGGGUUGAGGAUUUGAGGAAUCGCAAACCUCUCCUAUGGCUCUCUCCUGAGGAGCGACUGGAGAUGGACAGGCAGAGACGGGAGACUCUGGCUGAGAGGAAGAAGGAGAAACAAAAGAAACGUGAAAGUAUAAAUGGGAAGAAGCGGGAAGAUUCUGGAGGAAGGGAACAGCCUGUACCAGAACCAAGCAAGCCGCGGGUACCACCAAAGAACCCCGUUGCUAUGCGGAACGACUAUCAAUGUGGCGCAUAUGUCAUAUGGGACAUAUUUCAGACACUGGCCAAGAUAGGCGAUCGCCCUUUCAACAAUCUAGGUUACAUACCGCCUGCCUCUAGCCUCGACACUCCACUGCCACCUCCUUCCAGCUCCAUAUCUAAUUCCCAAGUGCCAUCUCCGUGCGAACCGGGUGGUACCCCUAAUUCGCGACCUAGUGGUAGGAAAACGACCAGGAAACCACUCCCUAGAAGGGCACCCAGACAGGGACAAGUUCCUCGUUGUCAACCUAAUCAUAAAAGCUCAAGUCCCGUCCCGACUGAACCGGGGAAUCCCGGCCAUAAAGCUUCUGAUGUUCUCGCCGGUGCGACUCUUGGAAAUCCUGAACCAACCCAGCAGGCUGCAGAGAUUUCACAGGUCGAUCUGCCGCAAGCUAAAAGGAAAAAAGCAAGGAAGUCUGCUCCUGCGGCUCUCACUAAUUGUAUAAGUAUCGAUAAUAAGAAGAAGCCAGUGGCUAGGAACAAGCGCUCUGAAACACACUCGGGUAAAGACCGGUACUUGAAAGCUGCUAGGGAGCUCGCAAGAUCGGGGAAGACUCCAUCCCCAGGGUGUUCGGCCAUGCAAAGCCGAUUACCGGCCACACCGCGGCGCCCAUUCAUGCCUUCCAACCCACAUGACCUACACCUUGGUCCUUAUCCUGGAGGCUAUCAUUUUGUUGGCCCCGAAGAUGCUAGUGGCAGCAGCAGAAGACAUUCUCCCUACACAUUCGAUCCCUACUUACGCUUACUACCGCUACCACCGAGUACCCCAGCUCUCCAACACCAUAGUCCACUACCGGUCUCGGGAAGAGCAUCAGUCGGUUCCAACAUGGGGUACGAGGUGGAAGAGCUGCCACCUGAGCUUCCACCCAUCAAGCAAUGGGGGGAUUCGACACCAUCGCCAGCCCCCCUUGCUGGGAAAAUUGCCCCUAUGGAAAUUGCUCCGCUGGUUGGACCAGUUAGUCCCUUAGUCGAAACCUGGCCCAAGACUCAAUGCUCUUACGCGUGGCAUCAUUCUUCUCAGCCCAUUUACAACGAUCCGCUUGUGGGUAUAUCGCGCCAGGCCACCGCCAAUCAUAAACAUCAGUGGCCUGCGGAAUCCAACAACGAUGACAACAAGACCCCCAGCCCCUCGGAGCAAUUGCGCAUGGAAGCUGCUGCUACACAGCUAUGGCGGAUGCGGGGGGCAACAUAGAUUUGGGGGGAGGGAUCUUUAUUCAUUUAAUGACGCACUAUGCUAUAGAUACCCCUGAAUUGUUGUCCUGCACAGCUCAGUAGGAAUGGUAGAAUUAUCGACAUGAAGACUUGUUGAAUGUAAUUUAUCAUUCCACCCAUGGAAGGGCCAUAGCUACCUAUACCCUCGACAUUAAAAGACCUUAACAUAGGCCUUUUUGUAUAUACAGUACA
Xylaria bambusicola is the source of this 3651-nucleotide messenger RNA. Its product is annotated as DHS-like NAD/FAD-binding domain-containing protein. NCBI's taxonomy places the organism in Eukaryota, Fungi, Ascomycota, Sordariomycetes, Xylariales, Xylariaceae. Gene Ontology annotation, molecular function: NAD+ binding. The record is from RefSeq and is a predicted model, not a curated record. The transcript is spliced from 2 exons. The coding region runs from base 224 to 3439 and encodes 1071 amino acids.